UUAUGUUGAAAGAGUAACCGGAAAAGGAUCAAGUUCUCGGCGCUGCUGCCUUCAGACGGUUCGGGUCUGAACUCUGAGGCGGAUUGUCCUCUGUUUGCUGACUCUGCUGUGGAAACCCUAAUACGGAUUUGAAGAGAGAACAGUUAUGAUCCGAUUGCUAAGUCAUCGUAGUAACCGGAGGCUGAGCUACCUCAGAAUUCAAAAGCGCCAUGAGCAUCACAAGGCCGUCAUGGCCAUUCGACGGGAGGACAUCAACCCAUGGGAACGGAGAGCGCCGUUGGCCCCACGGCAUGUCAAGGAGCUGACAAAUGCCGACUACAAAAUCCUGGUCCAGCCGUCCAACCGCAGAGCAAUCCACGAAAAGUACUAUGCUAAAGCGGGCGCGGUCAUUCAGGAGGACAUUUCCGAGGCGUCCCUGAUUAUUGGGGUGAAGAGGCUGCCGGAGGAGAAAGUCAUUCCCAGAAAGACCUACGCUUUCUUCUCUCACACCAUCAAAGCCCAGGAGGCUAACAUGGGACUCCUGGAUGACCUGUUAAAAAAGGAGGUGCGUCUGAUCGACUAUGAGAAGAUGGUUGAUGCAAAUGGUUACCGGAUCGUGGCCUUUGGCCAGUGGGCCGGUGUCGCAGGAAUGAUUAAUAUUUUGCACGGAUUGGGACUGAGGUUUCUUGCUCUUGGACACCACACCCCCCUUAUGCACAUCGGAAUGGCUCACAACUACCGGAACGUCAGUCAGGCUGUCCAGGCAGUGAGGGAUUGUGGGUAUGAGAUUUCCAUGGGACUCAUGCCCAAGUCCAUCGGACCCCUGACGUUCUGUUUCACUGGAACAGGCAACGUCUCCAAGGGAGCCCAAGACAUCAUCAACGAGCUUCCUGUUGAAUACGUGGAGCCUCAUGAGCUCAAAGAUGUCUCACAAACCGGAGAUAUGACAAAAGUCUACGCCACCGUCUUGAGUCGACACCACCAUCUGGUCCGGAAGAGUGACGGCAUCUACGACCCCGUGGAAUACGAGAACCACCCAGAGCUGUACACGUCUCACUUCAGGACCAGCGUGGCACCCUACACAACUUGCCUAAUCAAUGGUAUUUACUGGGAACCGCGCACUCCCCGACUUCUCAGACGAAUCGACGCUCAGAAUCUGAUGAGACCUUUGACACCCAUGUCAACAAAUGAAGGUUCACCGCAGCUGCCUCACAAACUCUUGGCCAUCUGUGACAUAUCUGCUGAUACCGGAGGUUCCAUUGAGUUCAUGAAUGAGUGCACAACUAUUGAUAAGCCGUUCUGUAUGUAUGACGCCGACCAGCACAUCGAUCACGACAGCGUGGAGGGUAACGGGAUCCUGAUGUGCUCCAUUGAUAACCUGCCUGCUCAACUCCCCAUUGAGGCCACAGAGUACUUCGGAGAUCGUCUCUUCCCCUACAUGUGGGAGAUGCUGUCUUCGGAUGCCACCAGACCGCUGGAGGAGGAAGAUUUCAGUUCACAAGUCAGAGACGCGGUCAUCACCUCAAACGGGAAGCUAACCCCAAAGUUUGAAUACAUCGAAAAGCUCCGAGAGCGAAGGGAAAAGGCCCAGAUCUUGAAGAAAAGCGGGAUGAAGCGUGUGCUGCUGCUGGGUUCAGGUUACGUGUCUGAACCCAUUGUUGAGUAUCUGACCCGUGACGAGAAGAUUCAGGUUACUGUAGUAUCAGCACUGAUGAAGCAGGCAGAGGACCUGGCAGCUAAACAUCCCAACACCAUUCCCAUCAUGCUUGAUGUCAGCAGCCAGGAAAGACACCUGGACUCCCUGGUGAAAGAUCAUGAUGUUGUCAUCAGCAUGCUGCCUUACGCCUUCCACCCAAUCAUUGCCAAACACUGCAUCAGCAGGAAGGUGAACAUGGUCACUGCGAGCUACUUGAGUGCUGCCUUGAAGGAUUUGCACAGCAGUGCGGAGGCAGCAGGCAUCACCAUACUGAACGAGAUGGGGCUGGACCCGGGCAUCGACCACAUGAUUGCCAUGGAGUGUAUCGACCAGGCCAAAGCUGACGGCUGCACCGUGGAGUCCUACAUCUCCUUCUGUGGAGGUCUACCUGCUCCCGAGUCUUCAGACAAUCCUCUUCGCUACAAGUUCAGCUGGAGUCCGUAUGGUGUCCUCCUCAACACCAUCAGCCCUGCCAUCUUCCUCAAGGAUAACCAGGUGGUGAAGGUCCCAGCUGGUGGAUCUCUAAUGGAUGCCACUACAGCCAUGGACUUCUUCCCUGGUUUUAACCUGGAGGGGUUUCCUAACCGUGACAGCACCAAGUAUGUGGAAUUGUACGGCAUCGAGACGGCACACACUGUGAUCCGAGGAACGCUGCGCUUCAAGGGUUUCUCAAAGGCCAUGAGCAGUUUGGUGAAGCUGGGUUUGAUUGACAGCGAGCCCUGCGUGGCACUGCAGCACAACGCCGCUCCUGUUUCCUGGAAAGAGCUCCUCUGUAAGAAGAUGGGCAUGUCCUCCUCCAUGUCCCAUGAUGCCUUUGAGGGGGCUGUUUACGAAUGUGUUGGACGGGACGACGUUGGAAUGGACAGCCUGAGAUGGUUCGGCGUUCUGAGCGGUGACCCAGUUCCUCACGCUGACAGCAUUCUGACGGCACUCGCAAAGCACCUGGAAGCCAAAAUGUCCUACAGUAAGGGCGAGCGAGACAUGAUUGUCUUGAGGACUGAAAUCGGUCUUCGCCACCCGACCGGCGAGCUGGAGACCAAAAACAUCAGCCUGGUGGUGUACGGUGACCCCGACGGCUUCUCCGCCAUGGCCAAGACCGUGGGCUGCCCAACCGCCAUUGUUGCCCGCAUGGUCCUCGAUGGUGAAAUCAGGACAAAGGGUGUCAUGGUUCCUAUGACCAAAGAGGUCUACGGGCCGGUACUGGCAGAACUGAAGCGGGAAGGAUUGCAGGUUGUCUCCAAGAGCGUGAUUCAGGAGUGCUGAGGACCCGGCUGCCGAUCCGACACCUGGGUCAGAUUGACUCGACUCACCAAGUUCUUCAAAGAAUCAGAAAAUGUUUGUUCAGAAAUGUUCAUUUAAACUGUAUUUGUCAUUUUGGUUCUGAUGUUUACUUCUGCAUUUGAUUCAAAGUAUUUUUGUUUUUAUAAAUGUUUCAUGUUGACAAACUGACUCGACUGAUGGAAGCAGCUUCUGACAGUCACCACGUGAUGGCGUCAGAUAUUCAACAUUUUGGUUUUGAUCAAUUCAAAAAUAGUUUGUAAUCUCAAAAUUAAAUUUAUAAAUUUGUGUCUAUAGAUUUAUGAACCACAUGAGUGAAAUUUAAUGAGCAGCAGCUAAUGAGCUCAUUUGAACUUUGAAACAUCAAAUUGUUUGAUUUUUUUUUUUAAAUGGUUUCAUUUUGUAAACGGUUAUUAGCAACUUGAACUGUAUUCAUGUCGUUUUAAAUGAUGUUUUACUGUCAUAAACACAAACACAUCAUGUAUUCACAGCAAAGAAUUUGGUGUUGAUGUCGCCUCGGCAGACGCUUCAUCCUUCUCUUGCUAUCAACAUGUGAGUGCUUUGGGUGUCACCGGGAGCGGCCAAAUGAACAUGUAGCUAAAAAUAAGCUUGAUUGUUGCAUUCUGGGCCUAGUUCUGGAAGGCCACCAAAUCCUCGGUCUUACAGUAGUGUUCAGAAUAAUAGUAGUGCUAUGUGACUAAAAAGAUUAAUCCAGAUUUUGAGUAUAUUUCUUAUUGUUACAUGGGAAACAAGGUACCAGUAGAUUCAGUAGAUUCUCA
Molecule: messenger RNA, 3732 nt
Organism: Thalassophryne amazonica
Lineage: Eukaryota; Metazoa; Chordata; Actinopteri; Batrachoidiformes; Batrachoididae
Gene: aass
Product: aminoadipate-semialdehyde synthase
Exons: 24
Coding region: 146-2938 (930 amino acids)
Cellular component (GO): cytoplasm
Molecular function (GO): saccharopine dehydrogenase activity
Source: RefSeq, a predicted model, not a curated record